Molecule: messenger RNA, 2122 nt
Organism: Boleophthalmus pectinirostris (great blue-spotted mudskipper)
Lineage: Eukaryota; Metazoa; Chordata; Actinopteri; Gobiiformes; Gobiidae
Product: piggyBac transposable element-derived protein 4-like
Exons: 4
Coding region: 64-744 (226 amino acids)
Source: RefSeq, a predicted model, not a curated record
GUACAGUAGUAUAGUACAGUACAUACUCCGUGCGUGUUGGUGCUCUGCCUUUGUUUCAAAGUUAUGGCUAAACGAACAGAGAAGACGCGGUUUUCAGCCUUGGAAGCUGCGGAAAUAUGUACGAGAAGGCUGAGUGACACCUCGGACCAGGAGCUGUCGGAACCGGAGAGCGAUGUGUCCGCGGUGGACUCAGUGGAAGAAGAAAUGUUUUUUGAGGGAUUGGAUGCCAUUUUGGAUCGGCAAAAUGACUCUGACCCUGAUUGGGAACCAGACACUGAAGUUUUGGCUGAGGUGCAUGUGGAAAUUGAUGACCCUGAACUGACUUCAGUGCCUGCAGCCGAACCAGAGCCGGGCCCUUCCUCAAAGAUUCCCCGGGUUGAGAAAACAGCAAAAAGAGGCAGAGGACGGAGGAGGGGCAGAGGCAGAGGCAGAGGUGCAAGACCAUCUUCACCUUCCACAGGACGUUGGAACAAUACAGAAGUGGCGGAUUUCACACCUACCCCCCUUCCCUUUUGUCCUACACGUACUCCUGGACCUCAACUCAUUAGCACAUCUGACUACACAUGUCUGGAACUGUUCCAGCUGUUUUUUUACUGGUACUGUGUUAUCGACACUUAUCAGAAACACAAAUAUGCAUGGCCAAUCAGCAUACAGAGCAUGGACGGACAUUGCGCUUCAAGACAUUUUCUCUUUUUUGGCACUUGUUAUAUACAUGGGAUUCGCAAAAGUACCUUCACUUACUGAUUACUGGAGAAGAGGAAAGUUGUACAGCCUACCAUUCCCUAAAUCAGUUAUGACCGGAAAGAAAUUCUUUUCUAUUAUCCGUGCUCUCCACUUGAGUAGUCCAGAAGAAGAUGCCAAAAAUGAAGGAAAAAGAGGCACUGAAGAGUUUGACCGCUUGGGCAAGAUCAAACCACUGUAUACUGAGAUAAGAGAUGCAUGCCGCCAGAAUUACCAACCUGGUCAGCAUAUCGCCAUUGAUGAAAGGAUGGUGGCAUCAAAGGCAAGAGUGAGCUUCAAACAAUACUUAAAAAGCAAACCUGUAAGGUGGGGCUACAAGUUAUUUGUUUUGGCAGACUCAAAAUCAGGCUACACAUGGGACUUCUUUGUUUAUGAGGGCAAAAGCUCUCAGGCCAGCAAGAACGGGCUGAGCUAUGACUCUGUUAUGACCCUUUUGGACACAUCUCUACUGGGCACAGGCUAUAAACUCUAUGUAGACAAUUUUUACACUAGCCCUAUUCUAUUCCGUGACCUUCUGAAAAAAAAAGUGUCAGCCUGUGGCACAAUAAGAACUAAUAGACAAGGAUACCCCAGGACAACAGAAAAUACGCUGGACUCCAGAGCUCCCCGUGGCAGUAUAAGGUGGAUUCGUGAGGACCCCUUGCUCUUUGUCCAAUGGAAAGACACCCGUGAUGUAUUCAUCUGCUCCACCAUGCACACUGCCCAUGGAGAGGAGACAGUGGAGCGCCGGGUAAAGGAUGACACAGGCUGUUGGACUAUGAAAGAUGUGCCAGUUCCACCAGCCAUCAAGGACUAUAACAGGCACAUGGGAGGCGUUGACCUAUCCGAUGCAUUGAUCGGAUAUUAUGAGGUUUUACACAAAACCAAAAAAUGGUACAAGACUUUUUUUUAUCAUUUUGUGGACAUUGCUGUGGUGAAUGCCUUUAUCCUUUAUAAAGGACAGUGCACGUUAAAGGCUAAAAUCCCAAUGCACCAAAAGGCAUUUAGAGAAACCCUUGUAUUGGAGCUGGCAGAGGCAGGAGCCAUCAGUACAGAGCGGGAGGAGGAGAGUAGGAAAGAGACACAUCAUCGUCUUGUGCACAUCGUCGCAAGUGGUGACAAGACCCAAGGAAGACUGAAAUGCAGGAAGUGCCAUGCGAAAACGGCUGUAAAAUGUUCAACCUGUGACGUGCCCCUGUGUUUCCAGCCACAAAGGGACUGUUAUAAUGACUGGCACAAAGAACAAGGACAAUAGAAAAAAGUGUUUUUACAGUUUGCAGUGUGUGUGUGUGUUUACAGUUUGAAUUGUGUUUGUUUACGGUUUGAAGUGUGUUUGUUUACAGUUUGAAAUGUGUUUGUUUACAGUUUGCAUUGUUAUAUACAUUUGUAAAUAUACAUUUAU